CGGUGCCUACUAGUUCUCAAAGUCUGUGCCGAACGAGAUUCGUGGAGAUUCAUUGCGUACCCCCUCCUCCCGCCCUCCUAGAAAAACAUACCUGAUCGCAUCCGAGCUGCACGGUGCAUUCAUCUUUCGAACACAAGAAUUCUGACAGGUCAGACUCCUCGAUAUCAGGCAGCAGAUGCACCGACGUAUCAUGCGAAUCCUCAUUCCAUGGACACAACCUCCAACGAGGCCGCCAUACGUCUACAACCCUUAGGUGGGCAUGGCACCUUCACCGUCAAAACCACCAGCGCGGCCUUUCUGGCCAUUGCGCUAUACAACGCGGUUGAGCUUCUGAUUCUCAUCCUGGGGAACUUCCAUCAUCAUCAUGGCAUCUAUUUCUGGUCGCUCCUCCUAUCGACAGCCGUGGGCGUCGUCCCCUUCUCGAUAGGGGCCAUCAUCGACCUGUACAACCUGAGCCCGUUAUGGGUGAUCCUCGUUAUGAUCGACCUCGGCUGGAUAUUUAUGGUUGGGGGGCAAAGCGUGGUGCUCUACUCCCGUUUACAUCUCGUCUCGCGCAAUGAUCGCGUUCUCCGCUACCUCCGUUAUAUAAUCAUCAUUGAUACCCUUAUCCUUGCCACACCGAUGAGCGUCAUCUACUUCACAACCGCUUACGCAAAACCGAGAGUAUGGGCUAGGGCCUUCUACAUCAUGGAAGUCAUUCAGGUCAUCUGGUUCUCCGUCCAGGAAUGUGUCAUCUCCGCCUUCUGGAUCGUGGAAACGGCGAGGCUCAUUCGCCUCCGCCCGGGACACGACAGACGGCGAAAGCGAACCAUGUACGAGAUCCUCGCGAUCAAUCUCGCUGCGAUUUUGAUGGACAUCGCUCUCUUAGUGCUACAAUUUUCGGGUUACUACUAUGUUCAGGUUCCCGUGAAGGCUACCGUGUAUAGUAUCAAGCUCAAGUUGGAAUUUGCAGUCUUGGGGAAGCUGGUCCAUCUCGCAACCACCCACCACACGGACUCCAUGGGACUUGGAGGAUCACCAGUCAUGACUCCUGUUGACGUCGCUGCCAGUAUCCCUCCGUCAAGUGACGCUUCUAAGGUGCAUCGGUCUAUGAAAAUCCCGGGUGAAUUUUGGAAGCCAACACCAAAGCACAACGCCGCGAGCGGAGCGCUAAUGUGAUCCGACCGAGAAUCGGCUUGGAUUUGACUGCGACAUCUAGUACCUAUUCGGGCACAAACUGUUGUUAAUUGUAUAUAUGCAUGUAUUAUAUUACUGUACUAGCUUUCCGACCCUUUUCGUUACAGGGUGGCCCCA
This is a messenger RNA of Aspergillus pseudonomiae, 1293 nucleotides long. RefSeq lists its product as uncharacterized. The coding region runs from base 208 to 1158 and encodes 316 amino acids. NCBI's taxonomy places the organism in Eukaryota, Fungi, Ascomycota, Eurotiomycetes, Eurotiales, Aspergillaceae. The transcript has a single exon. The record is from RefSeq and is a predicted model, not a curated record.